CAGACCCAGAAAAGUGAUAUCAUCCUCACGCUCGUCUCGCUUUCGUCAUGAUCUUUCCUUAUGCUUCAACGCUUGCCGUCGUCGUGGCUCUUGCUCUGAACGUCGCUGCGUUGCCUGUAGCACCCAAUGCACCCGAUCAUCGCUUAAUCUCUCGAUCGGGAGACAAGGCCACCAUUAUUCGAGACUUCGCUGCAGAGAUCCUCGCUGAAAGGGCGGCAAGCCAUGUUAAUACGCCUACUACGGUCGAGAACCAACAAACCCGGGACGACGAGAGCGAUAGUCCCCACGCUCGCGAGUACUACGACUCGAUCUGGGCUCGCCAGAACCGUGCUCGUCCUAACGGCGGUAACGCUAAUGCCAACGCCAACAACAACGCCAAUGGUGCGAACGCUGCUGCCGCCGGGAAUAACGGAAACGGCGCUGCUGCCGCCGCCGCCAACAACAACAAUAACGGUAAUGGCGCCGCCGCUGCGAACAACAAUGCCGGUGCUGGUAACGCUGCCGCCGCCAACAACAACGCCGGUGCUGGUGCCGCCGCUGCGAACAACAACAAUAACGGCAAUGGCGCUGCUGCCGCUACGAACAACAAUGCUGGUGCCGGUGCUGCUGCUGCCCCCAACAACAACAACGCCAAUGGCGCCGCUGCCGCGAACAACAAUGCUGGUGCUGGUGCCGCCGCCGCCAACAACAAUAACGCUGCGGCUGCCAACAACGCUGGUGGUCGGUUUGCGAGGCGCGAUUGGUCGUUUGGGUCAGUCCAGUCCAUCGUCCUCCCCAGUUUGCGGCUGCAAAUCUAA
Stereum hirsutum FP-91666 SS1 is the source of this 797-nucleotide messenger RNA. RefSeq lists its product as uncharacterized. The record is from RefSeq and is a predicted model, not a curated record. NCBI's taxonomy places the organism in Eukaryota, Fungi, Basidiomycota, Agaricomycetes, Russulales, Stereaceae. The transcript is spliced from 4 exons. The coding region runs from base 48 to 797 and encodes 249 amino acids.